AUGUUAACGUCACACGAGCAAGAAUUGAGAGAGAUGAGAGACUGGGUAAUUACCGGUGAUGAAAUUGAAAUCAGAAGAGACCAGCGACUCGGGGAAGGUGCGUGGGGAAUCGUCUACCGUGGAAAAUUUCAAGGAUGUGAUGUAGCUGUAAAAGAAAUACACCCAAUCAUUAUGUCUGAUCGAAACAGGCAAUUGUUUGAAAGAGAAGUGGACAUUGCCUCAAGGUGCCGCCAUCCCUGCCUAUUGCAAUUUAUUGGUGCAACAACUGGUGAGAGACCCCUGUUAGUUACGGAGAUAAUGGAAUGCAGUCUAAGGGCAAGACUAUACGAUCAAACUGACCCACUACUAUCGGACCCUGAAAUAACUACGAUUGCUCUGGAUGUGGCUAAAGCACUAAACUAUCUGCAUCAGAAACGAGAUCCCAUCAUUCACCAUGACAUCAGUAGUGGGAAUGUUUUGUUGAGGCGACAAGGUGACCGGUGGAGAGCCAAAGUGUCAGAUUAUGGCACUGCUAAUUUUGUACGUCAGAGUAGUAUAAAUUAUGCAGGCAAUGCUGUCUAUUGUGCACCUGAGUCCGUACAUGAAGAUCCCAGUAAACCGAUCAGCUGCAAGGUUGGUAUUAUGGAAAGAUGGAAAGGUGCAGUAUUUUUUAUGUACCGUACUGGCGCUUAUAAGCCCCCCCCCCCUCCACGCGCACCGCACACACAUAAGUCCCCCAAAAUUAAAGGCCCAUCUAUCUGUAUAUAAAAAAUUGAAUCCCAUUAGAAGCCCGUGGAUAAAAGCCUCCACCUAGCUUUUUUUGUAACGAAUUUGAUUUACCGGUAUUAUGGCUUUUUGAUGCCUGAUCAAAAUACAGAAAAUUCGAAAGGUACCUCUCCAAGGCAUGUUUUUUGCUAAGGAAACUGGGAUAAGCUCCGGCUGCUUGAGCCUUUGGCUCGUGUACGCCUUUACAUUUUUUACUUUAAUUUACCAAUCAGGUCAAUAACCAGAGUUGAAUACCAUCAACUGACGUGAUGCAACUCAUAUGAAGAUGACUGCCGCACAGGUUGUCGAAACAUCAGUCACUGCCAACAUAACUUGGGACUUAAACUCCGCAGCGGGGGAAAAAAGGCGCGGAAAAAACCGCUUAGCGGUCCAAUCGGCUCGCUUCGCUCUCGGACUUUUUUUGGCUGUUUCCUUGCUACGGAGGCUGGUCCCAGGCCAAUGUCAACAACAGUCAAGGACUACCCUCACCCGGACGAUCAUAAUGAAAUGACCCCUGGGUUCAAAAUUUUCUCCGUGCCGAGUUUAUCACGAGUUUACUCCGAGGCUCCUUUGAUCUUCACUAGGUUGACGUUUACAGUUUUGGUGUUCUCCUUUGUGAAACAUGCACCAGACAAGAACCAAACCCCCAGCAGCGAAGAAGGCAGAUAGACAUGAUCAGAAACGAUAUGUUUAAAAACCUCGUGAGAAACUGUGUUAAGGAAUACCCUGGUAUGAGGCUGGAUAUGGGUUCAGUCAUUCAAGAGCUGGAGAACCCCUGA
This is a messenger RNA of Porites lobata, 1523 nucleotides long. The record is from the annotation of a GenBank genome assembly. Lineage: Eukaryota; Metazoa; Cnidaria; Anthozoa; Scleractinia; Poritidae.